AUGUCUAGUGACGGACCUGCCUCUACAACAGGCCUACAAGCCUCAGUCAGCCUCUUCAGCCUAUUGGCGGACAGUCUGAAGCACUGCGGGGCGGGAUUGUUGCGUUCCUGGUGUAACUCGGGCAGUGUUGCCAUCCUGUACCGGUCCCCAUGUAAUGUAGUCUCCCCAUCUGACAACCCUAAACAGGUGUCCUUGGUGGCUCUUGGGCCGCUCACCAACCUGGCUCUAGCCAUCCGACUGGACCCUUCUUUCCAACAGAACCUGAAGGAGCUCAUCAUUAUGGGAGGCAACAUGGAGGGUAAGGGGAACGUAUCUCUAUGUGGAGAGUUUAACUUUGUGAUGGAUCCUGAAUCUGCCUUCAUCGUCCUGGAGGAGUACCUCUGUCCUACACGCAUAGCAUCAUGGGAAUAUUGCUGUAGGAAUAAACUGGAAUGGGAAUUCUUUGAAAAACUGAUCAACGAGGACACGCCCGCUGGUCGCUUGAUGAAGGCGAUCACGUCCAAGUGUUGGGGUUAUUCCAAGGAGGCCAUGUGAGUAGAGGGAUUGUGUAC
Salvelinus namaycush (lake trout) is the source of this 551-nucleotide messenger RNA. RefSeq names its product pyrimidine-specific ribonucleoside hydrolase RihA-like. Lineage: Eukaryota; Metazoa; Chordata; Actinopteri; Salmoniformes; Salmonidae. Bases 1 to 534 code for a protein of 177 amino acids. Gene Ontology annotation, molecular function: hydrolase activity, hydrolyzing N-glycosyl compounds. The record is from RefSeq and is a predicted model, not a curated record. The transcript is spliced from 5 exons.